Molecule: messenger RNA, 3170 nt
Organism: Poecilia reticulata (guppy)
Lineage: Eukaryota; Metazoa; Chordata; Actinopteri; Cyprinodontiformes; Poeciliidae
Gene: arxa
Product: aristaless related homeobox a
Biological process (GO): regulation of transcription by RNA polymerase II
Molecular function (GO): RNA polymerase II transcription regulatory region sequence-specific DNA binding; DNA-binding transcription factor activity, RNA polymerase II-specific
Source: RefSeq, a predicted model, not a curated record
CACACACACACGAGCCAAUCGGGCGCGCGGUUACAUCCUCCACGCACGUUGAAUGAGCGCGCGGUACAGGAGCAGAGUGCAGCGCGAGACGGACGAACCGCUGCCUGUCAUUAGCUCAGAGAGUGACAGAGCAGCGACAGAGAGAAGAGAGGAGUAGAGGACACGCACCCACACCCACACAGAGCGAGAGGACAGGGGAAGAGGGAGCAGAAGCACCCCGAGAGAAGUGGGAGACUGACAGAAGCCAGGCGUCAACAUGAGCGCUCAGUUUGAGGAAGAUAUUCUAGACCGGGGUGAGAGAAAGAGCAGCAAAUCCCCGACGUUGCUCUCUUCUUACUGCAUAGACAGCAUUCUGGGCCGCCGCAGUCCCUGUAAGGUCAGACUGAUUGGGGCGCAAAGUUUGACCGGUCUGCCCGGCAGAGGAGAGUUUGACAAGACGACUGACGGGUCAACGAAAGAGCCCCUUUCUCUCGGCGCUGACUUGCACCUGCCUCCCAAACUCCGUCGGCUGUAUGGACCGGGGGGGAAAUACCUACACGACCACGCAGAGAAGCUGGAAAGAGAGAGGCUGCUCCUGGAGCAGGCCAGCGAGAGCCUCAAAAUCAGCCAGGCGCCGCAGGUGAGCAUCAGCCGCAGCAAGUCCUACCGGGAGAACGCCUCACUUCACCGGGGAGAGGGCGAGCAGAGUCCAGGGGAGGCCUCGGAGGACGGCGCACUCGGACUGGUGGAGCUCGGGCCCCUCAAGUUCGAGGAGGACGGCGGAAAAGAGGAGGAGGGGAGCUGCGCGGACGCGGCCGCGCUGUCCCCGAAGGACGAGGAGAGGGAGGAGAGCUUGAACGCCGGAGACGGGGACGUGAGGGACGGGGAGGACAGCGUGUGUCUGUCGGCGGGCAGCGACUCCGAGGAGGGGAUGCUGAAAAGGAAGCAGAGAAGAUACAGGACUACGUUCACCAGCUACCAGCUGGAGGAGCUGGAGAGGGCUUUCCAGAAGACGCACUACCCCGACGUGUUCACAAGAGAGGAGCUCGCAAUGCGCCUGGAUCUCACCGAGGCCCGCGUUCAGGUUUGGUUUCAGAACCGCAGGGCCAAGUGGAGGAAGCGUGAGAAGGCAGGGGUGCAGGCCCACCCAUCAGGCCUGCCCUUCCCAGGCCCCCUUGCUGCAGGCCAUCCUCUCAGCCACUACCUAGAAGGAGGGCCAUUCCCUCCUCACCCGCAUCCAGCCUUGGAGUCCGCCUGGACAGCUGCUGCAGCUGCAGCCGCUGCCUUCCCAGGCCUGGCCCCACCGCCUCACAACAGCUCUGCUCCACCCUUGGCUACCCCACUGGGACUGGGCACCUUCCUGGGCACUGCUGCCAUGUUCCGCCACCCAGCCUUUAUCGGACCCACUUUUGGCAGGCUGUUCUCCAGUAUGGGUCCCCUGACAAGUGCUUCCACUGCUGCAGCCCUCCUCCGUCAGCCCGCGCCCCCAGUGGAGAACCCCUCCCACGCAGGCUCUGUCCUGCCCGACCCGUCCUCUUCUUCCUCUUCCUCAUCCUCCUCGGCGGCGGCGGCGGACCGCAGGGCCUCAAGUAUUGCCGCGCUGCGCCUCAAGGCCAAGGAACACUCGGCUCAGCUCACCCAACUUAACAUCCUGCCAGCGGGAGCCGCAGGGAAGGAGGUGUGCUGAACACUCAGCAGCAGCUCUCGCCCCUCCCCUCCGUCCUGGGCUUACGCCCCAUUCCAUGACACCCCGCACCCUCUGAGAAAAAAACGAAACAAAAAAAAAACAAGAAAAGCAAAACAUUCAUACCUCUGGAGGCUGUCGUCCUGAUGAUGAACCCCCCUGCCCCUUGUUAAACCUUCCCAGUUACCUCAUGUUUCCCCAACAAAAAUAGCAUGACCAAAUGCAGAAGAGCACUGGCUGAGAAAGUGUGUCUGUGUGUCUCUGAUAAGCAUCGUUGCCAUUCUUUCACGUAGUUUCCAGAAACACAUAACAUUAAACUCAAUAUCACGAGAGCUUUCGGUUAAAAAGAAUAUUUUGAAAAACAUCCAAAGAUUAAAUACAUUUAUAUAGCUAUCUAUUUCAAAUACUUAUUGCUCCUUCCACAGUCACUCAAAAGUGCAUUGGGGAUUGUUUACAGUGCAUACAUAUACAUAUAUGCUUAAUAAAAUAUAAAGCAAACAAGUCACUAGAGGCGGAAUGUAACAAAUAAAUGAGCUUUUAAUUUAAAAAAUAACAGUUUAUAAUCUUUCAAACAUGAGGUAUUGAAACAGCUUUUUGGUGGUUUACGUUUAACAACCAGGAUUUUUUUUUAUUUAUUUUUUUCAUGGUUUCAUUUCCUUUCCUGAAGGCGAGACACACACACUCACCCCUAGCACAGAGCUGAAAAAACGGCAGGGGAACCCAGACUUUUAUAAAACAGAGUUCCUCGGAUGUGAACAACACGAGUGCUCGACAUUAACUCUGCUUAAUCUGUAUGCAUUAUUAUGUGGGCUGAGCCAGUCUGCAUGUUUAACAAAGGCGAGUCAGAGGAGGUCCACCCCACCACCCCCCCMCCCUCACCCACAUACACACACACACACACACACACACACACGCACACACACCCUGAACCAAAGGAAAACUUGUCCAUAGACCUUCCAUAGCCUUCUCUGCAAGCCUGACUCCUCUCCACUGCUCGCUUGUCCAUCUGUCACACUCGGCCGCACCACUGCGAAUGUAUAUCUAAUUAAAAUUUACCUUCUAGAUCAUCUACGUUUCUGUAUUUGGUUAAAUUUGAUUUUCACAGCAGUGGUAUUUCAGCUGACUCUGACACUCCAGGACAUACGAGCAACGAGAUCUGACUGUGUGAGAGAAAAAUUGUAAAUAUUGUGUAAAAAAAAAAAAAAAAAAAAAAAAGAAAGAGAGAGAAAAGCUUGAAAAGUAAGAGAAAAAGGAUCAUUUUCAAAACAAGGUCGUGUAUAUUUUAAGAGACCCUGUUUUGAUCAAUUUGCACUCGGUGUAGUGUGUAAUGAAUGUCGCCUUGUGUAGAUUUCCACCUGUGUUUAUGAAUUAUUAGGUUUUUAGAUAAUUAUUUAUGUCAAAACUUUUCCCAGAGGAAAUGAGUGAAGGAUAUUUGUUUUUCAUAUUAAGUGAUUGUAAUUUACUGGCUUAAUAACAUUAAUUUGAAUAAAUGACAUUGGUAAAAUGA